AUGUUCUUAAUUUUGCUAGUUUCUGUCUUUCUCGCUUGGUUAGUCGUAAGACAAUACCAGAAAGUGUCAAGACUUCCACCUGGACCAGUUUCUCUUCCACUAAUCGGAAAUCUACCGCAAAUUGUGUAUUAUCUCUGGUCAACAGGAGGAAUUGUACCAACUUUCGAUCUUUUUAGAAAGCGAUAUGGAAACAUUUUCACAUUGUGGCUCGGUCCAAUCCCCUAUGUGAGCAUUGCCGACUACGACACUGCUCAUGAAGUGUUUGUGAAAAAUUCCAACAAAUACGCCGACAAGUUUAUUGCUCCCCUGUUCCAAGCGAUCAGAAACGAUAAAGGAGUAGCGGGAACAAACGGAGAACAUUGGCAAGAAAUGAAGAGAUUUGUAUUGCAAACAUUCAGAAAUAUGGGAGUUGGAAAAGAUGUCAUGGAGCUGAAGAUUAUUGAGGAGUUGGAUGCAAGAUGCGCGGACAUUGACAAAGCCGCUGUGAAUGGAGUCACCAUCACACAAGCCUCUGAUUUCUUCGAUUUGACCGUUGGAAGUAUUAUCAACAAUAUUCUAGUUGGAAGACGAUUUGAUGAAGAUAACAAAGAAGAGUUUUUUAAAGUUAAACAUUCUGCGGACUCCGCUAUUGAAAUUGUGUCUCUUUUCGACAUGAUGCUGCCAGUAUGGGUUUUGAAGACAUUCUUCAAAGCGCAUUAUGAUACUGUUAUCAAUUCCAAUGAAGAGACUAGAGACUUCGUGGGAAAAGAAGCGGAAAUUAGAGAUAAUCAAAUAAAAUCAGGCAAGUAUUCUAUCGAUGAAAACAACGUCAAAGACUAUACUGAUGCAUUCCUGUUAAAAAUCCAAAAAGAUGGAGAGAACAAAGAUUUCAAUAUCGAGACUCUCAAAACUAUGAUCAUUUUUGGAAAUCUCUUGCUCCGUUAUAAUUUCAAACCACACGGAAAACUGUCGACCGCUGACGUUUUCCCGUAUAGUUUUGCCAAGAGACCAUUCAAGCUGGAGAUGCAAUUUGUGAAAAUUAGAUCGUGA
Molecule: messenger RNA, 1029 nt
Organism: Caenorhabditis briggsae
Lineage: Eukaryota; Metazoa; Nematoda; Chromadorea; Rhabditida; Rhabditidae
Exons: 7
Coding region: 1-1029 (342 amino acids)
Biological process (GO): xenobiotic metabolic process
Cellular component (GO): cytoplasm; intracellular membrane-bounded organelle
Molecular function (GO): heme binding; oxidoreductase activity, acting on paired donors, with incorporation or reduction of molecular oxygen, reduced flavin or flavoprotein as one donor, and incorporation of one atom of oxygen; iron ion binding
Source: RefSeq, a predicted model, not a curated record